AUGGGGCAGGCAGGGCCCCAGUUCCGAGCCCUGAUCUGGAAAAACUGGCUUUGCAGAGUCCGGCACCCGGUCCUUUCUCUUGCUGAAUUCUUUUGGCCAUGUAUCCUGUUUAUGAUUCUGACAGUGCUUCGUUUUCAAGAACCUCCCAGACACAGAGACAACUGUUUUCUGCAACCCCGGGACCUGCCCAGCCGAGGUGUUUUCCCCUUUGUUCAAGGCCUUCUUUGCAACACGGGGUCGACCUGCAGGAACGAGAGCUAUGCGGGCACCACGGAGCACCAUUCUCGUUCGUCCAGGUUCGGGGCUGCAGCUGGCUGUCCCAAGAAGGUCAACGACCUGGCCUUUCUGGAGGAGAUGCAGGGCCUUGCCGAGGAAAUUUAUGACGUGGUGGGCAAGGCAAAAGUCUUACGGGAACUCUGGGCAGGAAGAUCCAAGCAUCCAGAUUCUUCUCAUGGCUCUGGUUUGUUAGCGAUGGACCUCAAUAGGACCGAGGAGGUGAUCUCAAAAUUGGAAAAGCUCCAUCAGCAGCCCCACAUCUGGGAUUUUCUACUUCUGCUGCCGAGACUGUACGCGCAGGACACUGGCAUCGAAGACCGGAUCCGUGGGGGCGUCCGCCUGCUCCGGGCAGCGCUGGACUCUUUAACAACGUUGGAAGAUUUAGACUGGCUGCCCCUCAAUCACACUUUUUCCACGGUUUCUGAAGUGGUGUUGAAUGUGACCAUUUCAACCCUGACAUUCCUGCAGGAGCGUGGAGCGCCCACCCCGGAGUUAGGAUAUACCCUGUCCCUGAAGAAGCUGGUGUGGGAUCCACGGAAAGUCCAGGCUGACCUGAAGUCCCGAUUUGGUUUCGACGACCUUCAUGCGGAACAAGUCCUGAGUCACUCAGCUGAACUACAGGAGAUCCCCACAGAUGGGACCUUGAAGCAGAUGGUGUGCUCCAUCUUGUCCCAAACUUCCGAGGAUGAAGCUGGCCGAGACGCUCACCCUGGAGACUGUCACCCACGCUGGUCAGCAGCCACAGACUACCUGGUGCAUUCGGUCAGCUGGCCGCAAGUCUACAAGCAGGUGUUCGACCAGUGGCCAAAGGGCAGCCUGCUUCAGAAGGUGCUUGAAGGGGCUGCCCACGGUCUGGAGGAUCUCAGGGAUCGGUUUGUGGAUGAAAGUGAGCCACGGAAAGUGCUAGAAGCCCUGCACACUCUCUUUCUCAUCCUGAGUGACAGUUUGGCUGCGGAUGGAUCUGGCAGCAGCCAUACAUCUCCAAAGAUAUUACUGUAUCUGCAGAAGUUGGAGAACGUUCUUGGAAACCUGCCCCCGUGGCCCACCCUGAAGAGACUGCUUCCGCUACAUGGGGCUGUCAGCAAUGCGAUAGCCCAGCAUUUACGUUUCAUCCGAGAAGUCCUUGUGUGCCUGGAGAGAUCAGCUAACGGCUCCAAACCGGGUGGACAUGAUCUGCCAAAACUGGAAAAGGACGUGUUCUUUUGGGAGUUGAAGCAGCUCUUGAUGAAGGAUACCACUGACAGGUGCCUAAACGCUAGCUUUUCUGGAAGGGAGGCUUUCCUGUGUCCUGGCAUCUGGGAGGACCUCGGGGGGCUGACGUGUCCCCAGGACUCCUCCAACAAGACCAGCAUCUUAAACAAGCUACUGAGGUCAGCAAAGGAUGCUGACCGCCAUUUGCAGGAGCUCAUCACUGGGCUCCCAGAUACACUGGUUUCGGAACCCGGAGGAAUUGGGGGCUGGCAGGAAGUGGAGAUGCAGCUGGCAGACGUGGGCCUGUCCUGCGCGCGUCUCUUUGGGUUGCUGGGAACUCCCGGCUGCCCUGGGAACUGUGACCUCGCCAACGACUGUAACGACCAGCUUCUUGUGGCAGCGGCCUUUCACACGCUUGAGCAGGUGUGGUUGUCCCUGGAAGAAACAUCCUACUGGAGAGACUUCGAGGGGUUUAUCAGGAACACCUGUGAGCUGGCCCGUUCUGUGAACGCACCAGACAGUGUCCAGAGUGGUCUAUCUGCUUUCUCUGCAGAAUCUCCUUGUUACCAAGAAAACAUGGACUGGGAAAUCAUCACCGAUAAUUAUUUUGAAUUUUUGAGUAACUUACUCAAGUCUCCAGCUGUUUCUAUAGCCAGGGUCUUGAAUUCCUCAAAGGAACUUCUCCUGAUGGAAAAGAGGUUGCAUUCCCUGGAGGAUGAGCAAAUACACUUCUUUUUAUCGCUUGUGGGAUUUCUGGAGAAAUUAUUGCCUAAUACUUUUGACUUGCCCAAGGUUCCCAAAUCCCUUCACCUCGCAUCUCUCACUGAGACUCUUGUCAACACAAGCCAUAUGUGGAUAAAUCAUUCAAGAAGUGUAGAGAGAGACCCAUCUUCUCUUGGUACUCAGAAACUUCUGGAACUUGGCAAGGCAGUGAUUGAAAAAGCACAAGCCCUUGAACGUCUCUGGACAGAGAAGGAAUCGAACGAUAGUUUGAGAUCUAUGGAAUUAGUGCUUACUGCAAUGAGUCCUACACUCCUGGAGUUGUGGAUGGAUGGCAUUUCCAAAGGAGAAAGAGACAAACUGGAGACCUUGACUACACGUCUUAAUUUUUCUGUUCCCAAUGAUGACAGGGUUCUUAGCAAAAGCUUUAACUUUUCCCGGUUGUUCCAUUCAGGUUGGCCUCCAUCGCCAUCUGCGAAAAUGGACUUCGUACAUUUCAGUGAAACUGUCAUAAGCAGUCUAUAUGAAUUAGGGUUUCUGGGGCAGGACCACGUCUCAGAGGCUCUGGACAUCGUCUACGCCUUACAGAACGCAUCUGAGUGUUUCUCGGCCCUUCCUGAACUCGAAAGACGAGAAGUUGAUAAAAUCUUGACUCAGAUCUAUCUCCGCGUCUUCCAGGACAAAGAUUCAGCUUUGCUUCUGCGGAUUUAUUCUUCUUGGGUCCAAUCUAUGUCUCAGUUCUUGAGCAUUCAAGGUGCAGACUCUUUGCUACCCUCCCUUGCACAAGUCUCAAAACACAUUUUAGAUAUCAUAAAGCAAUUUCAUUUCCAGAACGUCAGUGAAGCACUCACAUUUUUAUAUGAGACAACAGGGGUUCUUGAGGGAAUUUCUGAGGGAUCUUAUUGUCAGCAGUUGCUUUUAUUUUUUAACUACUUGGAGCUUCAAGCCCAACCCCUGAAGUCUACACAGGGCCCCGAAUUGGAAGUGAUUCAUGCUGUGUUGACAGGCCUGAAGCAGCUGCUCAUGGCUGACGAGGAUUUCCGUGUUUCUUUCUUUCAGUACGUGAGCCAGCUCUUCAAUGGGUCAGUAGAAGCCCUGUUGGGUAGUGAAUGCUUUGCUUUGGGUCAUAAAAACAUUUCUUCUGUGAAUUAUUCAAUAGAUAGAGGGUCCUCACUUACUCUUCCGUGGGCACAAAUUCUUUCAAACAUGUCCGCGAAUGGCAGUGUGUUCAAUGAGUUAAUGGCUGUCCACUGCACCCUCUCGUGGCUCCAAAUGUGGACUGAUAUCUGGGGAAGCAUAUCUCAGAUAUUCAAGUUUGGCACAAAUAUUUUCACUCCUCUUCACGGUGGUCUCACUCAGCUUCUGGAUGAAUUGGAAGGACAUGUGAAAGUUUCUAAAGGCUGCCAGCAAAUGUUCCCUACCCACGACACCGCCAGACUCCUACUGAAUUUGUUUAAAAAUGUAACCCAAGCUGAUGGCUUUCAGGAUUGGGAUGAGCUUUUGGGUCUCAGGGAUCUUUGGGUAGUGUUAGGUGAUGCCUUAGUGAGUGUAAAGGCACUUAACCCCGACCAAGUAGAGAAAUCCCUUUUCACCAUGGAAACUGCCCUUCGUCAGCUAAAGACAUUUCCAUUAAAUACAAAUGCCAGCACAGAGUUUUUCAGUUCUCUGCUUGAUGUUUUCACGGAGUUAAGCAAUACCUCAGAAUACAUUGACAGAGAUGUACGAUCGAUAAAUCCCUUUCUUUCCAGUAACCACACAAAUCAUGGAGUGAAGUUUGAAAGUGUCAUCACUGAGCUAAGAGAAACAAUGUUAUUUCUUAGAAAUGUGUCACGUGACCAAGAUUUAUUGUCCUGUGCUGAUAUCUUCCAAAAUGUUACUGAGUUGAUUUUGGAAGAUGGCUUAUUACAUGUAAAUACUUCACAGAGGACAUUACAUAUUCUGGCUGUGUUAAAUUCCACAGUUUUCUCCACAGACACAAUCAGCAGACAGAAGGGGUGUGUCACAUGGGUAGACGUCACGAACCAUCUGUGCAUGAUGUAUAACUCCAGUGUUUCACAAGGCUAUCCUCAAGGUAUUUGGAAGAGUUUCAGAGAUAUGGAGAGCAAAAUUAACUCUACAUUGAAGCUUGUUACCGGGAUGCUAAACAUAAAGUACCCUCAUUGUUCAUUCAACAACUCAGAUAUAGAUUGUGUGAAUACUGUAUUGAAAAAUGUAACCGACUUCCUAAAACUGAUACUCACUGAAGUCUUUGAAGAGGAAAAGGUACCUAAAUUGGAGAUUUUAUUAACUCUUUUAAAUGAUUCCACAAACCAAGUAAGGAUGAUUAUCAACAACUUGACAAGAGACUUUGAUUUUGUAUCUCAAUCCAACUGGAAACAUUUUAUUGAAUUAGUUCUAAGACCCAUAGAAGUGUCAGAUGACCUACCUAGCCGAUUUAAAAAUCUUUGGCUGCAUUUAGUAGCUUUGGGGAAGGAAAUUCAGAAACUUAUGAAGGCUUUGUCCACUCAGGUUCUAGAAAGUGAGUCCUCUUCUACAGCUGAGAAGCUUUUAAAUAUAUUUGCUACCAGUCUAAAAAAGAAGGAUGUCAACAGCUUGGGCAAUUCAUUGUAUCAAUUAGCCAGCUAUCUUGCCUUCAACAUCUCUAAUGAUCUCCAAAGUCCACCACAAAUAAUUCCGCACAAAAUCACGAAAGCUACAGGUCUUGGUAUCCAACUGAUUAGGGAUGUGUUCAACUCCCUGACGCCCUCGGUUCUUCACAACAUUCCACGAGAUUCUGGUAGUAGUCAGGUUUUCAAGAAAGUAACAUCUCUCCUGCAUACCCUCAAGAAGCCAGAUAUAGACCUACUGGUCAGCCAACUUGUACAAAUGAGUGAAGCACUAACAGACUUCUUUAAGAAUGUCAGUACAUUGGGUCCUGGGCAUUUGGGGGUCAACCUGCUUGUUGGGUUGCUGGAAAAAUUUGUGGACAGCUCACAUUCUUGGAAUGUCAAUCACCUGCUCAAGCUCUCACGCCUGUUCCCAAAGGAUGACGUUAAUGCGGUGGUAGAUGCGUACUAUGUGCUUCCUCAUGCUGUGAAGCUCUUGCAGAGAGGAAUAGACAAAAACAUCACAGAAGUCCUCAAGGAUGUUUAUAACUUCACUCUUCUUCAUGGCAUAAGCAUUUCAAACGUCACCAAGGAAGACUUUGCUAUUGUGAUAAAAACUCUUUUGGACACAGUUGAAUCAAUAUCAGAUAACCCAGCAAUUCUUUCCGAGGCUUUAACUUGUCUUCCUGUGGUGUGGUGCUGGAAUCACAUGACUUCUGGAUUGAGGCAGGAUCCGAAGGCAGAAGCCUGUAAAUCCCAUGAGCUCAUGCCGUCUUCCUUUUAUAGCAAAGUGGCCCGUGUACUCGAUCUCCUCCAUCUCUUUCCCUUGGGCUCAGGUUUACAAUGCUCAGAGGAAGGCUCACAGAAGGAGAUUACAAGGAAGAUGGUCUGUGUCAUUCGUGAACUAGUGGACUGGAAUUCCAUUUUUCUAGAGCUGUCUGAAGUCUUCCGUGUUCAGACUUCACUUGUAAAAAGUGUACAUGAAUUUUGGCAUAAAGUGUUACCAUUUGUCCCAUUUUCUGGAAAUCAAAACAACGGUAGCUUCUCUGAACUUUGUCCCAGUGGCCCCAUAAAGCAAGUUGCUUUGCAGAUCAUAGCAACACUGAAAAGUGUUAACUUUACAAAAGUUGUGUCAGAUGAAAGCAUUCUCGGUACACUAGCCAAUUUAAGCAAGAUCCUCAGUGGUAACGAAGGCACAGAGGUAUCUGUUCAAAAUAAGGUUUUUUUAAAUUUGGAAAGGAUCGUGAAAUUGCCUUCUAGGAAUGGCGCCCAUUCUCUAGACUCUCCAUUUGUGACGUUUCUGGAUGCUGACAUGAAGGACAGUGGUUUAGAAGCACCAUCAAGUUUUACUAAAACAAGCGAAGCAACUCACAACUCUUCUUACUUUGAGGAACUACGGCUUGAGCUUGAACAAAUCUUGACAGAGCUAGGUCACGACUUUCCUAUCAGACGCCUGCUUUCUGAAAUUAACAAAGAAAUUCAAAUGAUCGAUUCAGAGACUCUUCAAAACAUAACUUCACAACUUGCUCGUGUUUUUGAAACCCUGGGGUCUUUGUCACUGAAGACAUCAGAAAUCAUUGAAGAUUUUCUAUUGGGUGUGAAAAACUGGCUUCAUAAACGUGCAAACAAAGAUGACUCCGGAAUGGUUCAGACAUUUCUUUCCAUGGCCAAUGAGAGUUCAGCUGAUGACACAGCUCUGUGGGCCAAAGAUCUUGUUACCUUUUUGGGUUUUCUCAAAGCCAUUUCUAGGGAGGGUGACUUUGGUGUUGCCCAUUUGACUCAACUGCAAAGCCAAGAGCAGCUAACUAAUUUGUCACUUGUUCAAUUCCUUUUUGAAAGUGUCUUAAUUAAUUCAAUCAGUAAGUUAGCUGGGAGUUCUCCAGAGGCAGCCUCAAAUUCGAGUGAUACUGACCUUCAGAUAAUGAAUUUUUUUAACCUCACCUUGAACCAGACUCCAUCAGGAAAUGGUGCGGGAAUAAUCUUUCCUCCAAGAAGCGCAGUGGAUUUCAUGGAACAACUUUUGCAAACGUUCUUCUCGCUUUUACUGGAGGAGAAUUCUGAGAACAGACUAUCUGUUCUGUUGAAGGCCUUCCACGAAGACAUUGUUGCGGAGAUGAGUUUUGUCCCAAAGGAUAAAAUUCUAGAAAUUCUGAUGCUGGAUCAAUUUCUUACCAUCUUGAAAGAAGACAGACUGAUGAGCAUUUUUUCAAGUUUAAAAGACGCUAUAAAUCAUCUCAUCAAAAGGCCAUUUAUUUUAGACGAUGGACAGUUUUAUUUUGAUAUUCAUCAACGACUUAAGUUCAUGAGAGAUUUAUUUAAUGCUCUUCCAACGGAAACCUCAGGGACAAAUAAGAUGGAAGAUACUUUGGAGUUUCUUGGGGUUGUGAGUCAGCUGGUCCACCACGUGAACAGUUCUGAAGGUCUCUUCCAACUCAAUCACAAUCUUAGGUCAGCCCUUCAGCUUGUGAGAGAAACUUCCACUGAGCUAGCAGGGCUCAUGGACAUGCUCGUCAACUCUCCUCACAUGGACUUCCAUAACAUGUAUCCCGCACUCCAAGAAGUCAUACUUGCUAAUCUAACUGGUUUGCUUUCCUUUAUCAAUAAUUCAUUCCCUCUAAGGAAUAGGGCAACAUUAGAAACGACCAGGAGAUUUCUUGGUGUUACCUCAAGAGCUGGUGGAGAAAGUGGUGCCCUGGAGCCCCUGUUGGAAAUGUCCGACACCUUGACCUUGCUGGUAAGGGACACUGCUGAAAUGAGAGACCUUGCUUCCUCAGUGAAUUCCACUGUGGAACUCGUCAGGCUAGCCCAGAAAGUUUCCAGGAAGAUGGCCACUGUUUUUGAAUCUCACUUCAUCUCCAGCACCAAUGACCCCAUGAAAUUCUUCAACAGUCUCUAUUCCAUUUUGCAACAAAGUGUUCGACAUCUUGUGAAUGAAAUAACUACUUUGAAAAAUGUAGACCCUGUCCUAUCUGAAAAUAUAAACAACUUGUUGAUGCCAUUUCUUGACUUGAUUUUUGGGAUGAUGGGGGUCAAACCUCAUAUUUCACAAGGCUCCGAUACUGUCAAUACGUCAUCUAGCACAUUCUCUUAUGUGAACCAAUCCAAAGACUUUUCUGAUAUUUUAGAAGAAAUUGCUGAAUUCUUAACUUCUGCGAAAAUCAAUUUCGGAGCUAUGGAGCGUCUAAUGGUAGCUUCCAAUAAUGGGACUCACACAUCUGGUAUGGAUUCUGUCUCCCUGUGGGAAGAAAUUUUGGAUUGCUUUGUUCCUAUAAAUAGUCUUGUCCACCAGAUAAACUUCUUCCAUCCUGAUCCACUUCCCGUCCCUUGUUGCCCUCAAAACACUAAAUGGGAAAGAACCCAGGAAGUGAUCCUAUUUUUGGAUAAGCUGCUAUCACAAGACCGCACGGGAAUAGGGAUGUACUUGAGAAUGGUGAUGGACCUCACUUUGGAAGUUCUCUGGAAUAACUUCCAGGAGGAUAACAGGACUGUCUUUAAUCUGUUGCUGACAUUGGCUCAGGAUCCAGAUAACCUUUUGCAAGCUGUAAAAAGAGCUGGAGAGAUCUCUGGUGAAACAGGUGAUCUGAGUGAAGCUUUGUUUGUCAACCCAUCUCUGAUUCGGAAUCUAACUUAUCCACAGCUUGAAGAAGCAGUCCAGAUCGUGUUAAGGAGGAUAGCUUUCUUGUGGAAAGAUCUUCCCAUGAACAACUCUCUGUGGGUAAACUCCACGAGAACUUUGUUCCAACCCAUUCUUGAGAGUCUUAUUAAUGCAGCCACUGGGAAGAAUAUAUCAUCGGGGCAAGAAGAGAGGAUCCCACCACUAUUGAGUUUUGAGAAAUACCUGAAGGGAUUUGUUGAAUUGACAGAGUACUGGCAGGAGAUCCCACUGGUGGAUCAAAGUGUUGUGGAGAUGUGUCAGCUGUUCCAGCAGCCUUGGGAACCCCUGGAAGCCAACGCGACUCUGCAGAAGGUGAUGAUGCUGGUUCUGCGCCUGUCUAUCAUCCUUGCAGGAAACCCGUCCCUGACGAGGGACAUCACGUGUGCAGCUCUGGGCUGCCCGCGAGGCGGGGCGUGGCGUCUCAUUUCACCUGCUCUACAGGGGGCUGCCUUGCUGUGCGACCACUACCAGGAAAUAGAAGAGACAUGGUCCUCACCCCUCCAACAAGAUUGUGAAAGUCUUAGCAGGAAUCUUUCCAGCACCUUGGGGAGCUUCAGGAGCAGCCUGGAACACACCAGCGCCCAGGACUGUGAAUGCCGGCCAGUGCUGGGCGUGGCUCGGGAGCGCGUGCACACGCUGGUCCAAAGCCUUGAGAAGACUUGGUUGUCGGGGAAUCCCGUGAUGACCUUCCUUAGGAAUUUCACAGUGACUGAGGAUGUAAAAGUCAAAGACUUGAUGCGGAACGUCUCCCGGCUCACCAGCGAGCUUCGCUCUGCCAUCCACGUCUCAAACGAAACCGUCCAUAGCAUUCUAGAAGCCAGCAUUUCCCAUUCCCAGGUUCUCUGGAGUGUCCUUGCCAUGGCUUUGUCCGGAAGGUGCGACGUGGAAGCCCUGCGCCUGCUGCUGAUGCUUCCUGAGGACGGGAGGUCGGGGUCUGCGGUGCAGGAAGUGUGUGCCCUGCCUGGGCCCGAAGUGUAUUCCCUGAUCGUGUCCAUGACUCAGAACCUGAAUCUGCGGAGUUUCAUUUACAAAACUCUGAUGCCUUUGGAAGCCAGCCGCCUGCUCCGCUCCCUGUUGGACGUGGUCUCCAGGCUCAGCCACGUGCUUGCCGGAGCCGGCCAUGUCCUGGAGUAUCUUCCUGAAUUUCUUCGUGCCAACAAAAUCACCACUUUACUAGACAUGCCCGACUUUCAACAGGACACACAGAAUGGCCAGGCCAGGAGUUCAGCCUUCGGUUCCUUCCAGUCGGUGAUGAAGACACUUUGCAAGGAGCCAGCGUCGUUCUUCAGCAGCUCCAACUCAUUCAUUAACUUGCCCAGAGUUAAUGAGCUCCUAGGAGGGGACAAAGAGCGAUUCAACAUUCCCAAAGACUCAACACCAUUUUGCUUGAACCUUUAUCAGGAAAUUCUACAGUCCCCAAAUGGCGCUUUGGUGUGGUCCUUCCUAAAGCCUGUAUUACAUGGAAAAAUACUGUACACACCAAAUACUCCAGAGAUUAAUGAGAUCAUUCAAAAGGCAAAUUACACUUUUUAUUUCGUGGACAAGCUGAAGACUUUAACAGAAACACUGCUGAAAGUGUCCAGCGUGCUUCAACGUGGAGGAAGCGGCCAGAUGGUCAGCGAACUGAAGGAAGCUCUGAGAAACAAAUUCAUAAGAAACUUUGUAGAAAGUCAACUGCACACUGAUGUGGACAAACUGAUGGAGCAGCUGCAGACUUACGGUGACACUGAUCAGUCACUCUUCUUGGGCUUCUGGUUUCUCGUGCACAAAGCUAGAAACGCUCUAGUUUGUUCUGACCUACAGUUUUCUGAUGUGCUGAGUCAGGGCGUGAGGAGCAAGGAACGUGGCUUCGGGUAUCGAAGCCACACUUGGGGUGCAAUGAGCCUUGUCUCCUCUUUCCUGCCAACAGGUAUCAUAUUCAACAGCUCACUGGCCAGCAGGGACUUGGGGACGCUGUCCCCGAACCUGCCGCCCCAUGUCACCUACACCAUCCGCACCAGCGUCUUGCACAGCAUGAGGACGGAUUUGGUGAAAAACCCUUUCUGGAAGUUCCAUCCUCAGAGCCUCCCGGCUGAUGUGUUCAAGUACAACUACAUCUUUGUCCCUUUGCAAGACAUGAUUGAACGAGCCAUCGUCUUGGUGCAGACCAGGCGGGAGGCUGUGGAGCCGGCCACGCAGACGCAGGCCAUCCCGUACCCCUGUCACACCAGGGACCUAUUCUUGAACAAUGUUGGUUUCUUUUUCCCUCUGAUCAUGAUGCUGACGUGGAUGGUGUCUGUGGCCAGCAUGGUCCGGAAGCUGGUGUACGAGCGAGAGAUCCAGAUAGAGGAGUGCCUGCUCUCCACCACUGCCUUUGGCCAAGGAGUAUUUUUCAUUACCUUUCUAGAAGGGCAAGAAGCAGGGGUUCAGUGGAAUAACAUGUACCAGCCUCUGGAGCAGACGGGCACAACGUUCGGCUGGGUGUGCUGGAUGAUUCUCUUCGAUUCAGCCCUUUAUUUUGUAUGUGGAUGGUACUUGAACAACUUGAUUCCUGGAACUUUUGGAUUAAGGAAACCGUGGUAUUUUCCCUUCACUGUGUCAUAUUGGAGUCACUUGUGUGGUUUCAUGGCCAAAAGUCCACGUGCUCCUGCUUCUAACGUGUCCUUCUCCAGUGAGAACUUGGACAAUAAAGGGUCCUCACUACAGAGUGGCUGGGGAAAGCCAGCAGGAGGCCCCCCAGGUGUCGCCCUGGUGUCCGUGACCAAGGAAUAUGAACGCCACAAGGCGGCCGUCCGCGACCUGACCCUCACCUUCCACAGAGGCCAGAUCACUGCCCUGCUGGGGACCAACGGUGCCGGGAAAACCACGGUCAUAUCCAUGCUGACGGGGCUCCACGCACCCACUUCCGGAACCAUCACCAUCAACGGCAGGAGCCUGCAGACAGACCUGUCUGCCAUCCGAAGGGAGCUCGGGGUGUGUCCUCAGAAGAAUGUGCUGUUUGACAACCUAACCGUCCUGGAGCACCUGGUCCUCUUCGCUUCCAUUAAGGCGCCACACUGGUCCCGGCGGGAGCUGCACCAGCAAGUCAAUAGAACCUUGCAGGACGUGGAGUUGACGCGGCAUCAGCACAAACACACCCGCCUGCUCUCCGGGGGCAUGAAGAGGAAGCUGUCCAUCGGUAUUGCCUUCAUCGGCGCGUCGGAGACCGUGGUGCUGGAUGAGCCGACCAGCGGGGUGGACCCCUGCUCCCGCCGCGGCAUCUGGGACCUUCUCCUCAAGUACCGAGAAGGUCGGACGGUCAUCUUCACGACCCACCACCUGGAUGAGGCAGAGGCGCUCAGCGACCGCGUGGCCCUCCUCCAGCAUGGCCGACUCCGCUGCUGUGGGCCCCCCUUUUGCCUGACUGAGGCCUACGGCCAGGGGCUCAGCCUGACGCUCACAAAGCAGCUUUCUGUUCUGGAGGCCGAUGACCUGAAGCACGUCACUCGUGCCACGUCUCUGAUCCAGACCUACAUCCCACAAGCCUUCCUCAAAGACCACAGCGGGGCUGAGCUGGUCUACGGCAUUCCCAGGGAGGCGGACAGAGCCUGCUUCAAAGGGCUGUUCCAGGCGCUGGAGCAGAACCUUCACCAGCUGCACCUGACAGGCUUUGGGAUUUCAGAUGCCACGUUGGAAGAGGUGUUCCUGACCCUUUUGCAAGAUUCUGCAAAGCAAUCAGACAUUGCUCUGGGAGCCAGUUUGGGGCGGCAGGACAAUGGGCCUCCAGAGAACUGUGGCACCCCAGCGGGGACCCCGCGUGCUCCUGGCAGCCCUCAGCUUCUGGCUCAGGCAGGGGCUCUCCUGCUGAAGCGACUUCGCCACACCCGCCGGGCCUGGAAGAACACCCUCUCCGACCUGCUGCUGCCUGUCCUAUUUGUGGCCUUGGCCAUGGGCUUGUUUAUGGUGAGGCCUCUUGCCAUUGACUACCCGCCCCUCAAACUAACACCUGGCCAUUAUGACACAGCCGAAACUUACUUUUUCAGCAGUGCGACUGAGGAGCAGGAGCUUGUCCACGUGCUAUUGAGGGCGUUUGGAGAUCAGGAUCGACUCUGCGACGGUUCAAACCCUGAUGCACACGCAGACCUGAAGAACUCCUCCUGCUGGCGAGUGGAUCCCCUGUCUCCCCCUCGAGCCCAGCGUCCCUGCACCUGCCGGAUGUGUGCAAACAGAAGUGCCGGCGCUCCUUACCUGACCAACCGCCUGGGCCACACUCUGCUGAACCUGUCUGCUUUCCCCCUGGAGGAGUAUUUGCUGGUGCCAUCUGAGAGACCGAGGCUUGGAGGCUGGUCUUUCGGAGUGCAGAUCCCUGAUCAAGAGGCAGACGCCAACACAUCAAGCCCAAACACUCUGGCAAAGGUGUGGUACAACCAGAAGGGUUUUCAUUCCCUACCAUCCUACUUAAAUCAUCUGAACAACUUCCUAUUGUGGAGGCACUUACCCCCUGCUGAGGACUGGAGACAAUACGGAAUAACGCUCUACAGCCACCCGUACGGAGGGGCCUUGCUGAAUGAGGACAAGAUCAUGGAGAGCAUCCGUCAGUGUGGCGUCGCCCUCUGCAUCGUGCUGGGCUUCUCCAUCCUGUCCGCGUCCAUCGGGAGCUCCGUGGUGAAGGACAGGGUGACCGGGGCCAAGAGGCUGCAGCACAUAAGUGGGCUCGGCUAUAGGACGUACUGGCUCGCUAACUUCCUGUAUGACAUGGUCUUUUACUUGGUUUCCAUGAGCCUCUGUGUCACCAUCAUCGUCGCCUUCCAGUUGACAGCAUUCACAUUCCGAGAGAACCUGGCGGCCACGGCCCUCCUGCUGGCGCUUUUCGGAUACGCGACUAUCCCGUGGAUGUAUCUGAUGUCUAGAAUCUUCUCCAGCUCGGAUGUAGCGUUCAUCUCCUACGUGUCCCUGAACUUCAUCUUCGGGCUCUGCACCUUGCUGAUGACCAUCAUGCCCCGGCUGCUGGCCAUCAUCUCCAAAGCUCAGAGUUUGCAGAAUAUCUACGAUGUUCUCAAGUGGGUUUUCACCAUAUUCCCUCAGUUCUGCCUGGGUCAGGGGCUGAUCGAACUCUGUUACAACCAGAUCAAGUACGACCUGACCCACAGCUUUGGCGUCGAUUCCUAUGUGAGCCCCUUUGAGAUGAACUUCCUGGGCUGGACCUUCGUGCAGUUGGCCUCACAAGGCACAGUGCUUCUCGUCCUGAGGAUUCUGCUGCACUGGGAUCUCCUCCAACGGCCGCGAGGUCACUCUGCCAUCCAAGGCACAGUCACGUCUUCCAAGGAUGUGGAUGUGGAACAAGAGGAGAUCCGAGUGUUGAAAGGAAGGACGAGUGAAGACCUUCUCGUGUUGUACAACCUUAGUAAAAGCUAUGGAAGCUUCUUCAGGAAGACCGCCGCUGUUCAAGAUAUCAGCGUGGGCAUACGGAGAGGGGAGUGCUUUGGGCUCCUGGGGGCGAACGGUGCUGGGAAGAGCACCACAUUCAAGAUGCUGAACGGGGACACCCCUCCGACCUCAGGACACGCAGUCGCCAGGACUCCCACAGGAGAGGCCGUGGAUCUGUCUUUGGCGGGUGCCGCAGGAGUGCGCAUCGGCUACUGUCCGCAGCAGGACGCCCUGGACGAGCUCCUGACCGGCUGGGAACACCUCUGUUACUACUGCACCCUCCGUGGGAUUCCCAGGUCCUGCAUCCCUCAGGUUGCCGGGGACCUGGUGAGGCGUUUACAUCUGGAAACCCACGUGGACAAACUGGUGGGCACCUACAGUGGGGGGACCAAGCGGAAGCUGUCUACAGCCUUGGCCUUGCUGGGCAGACCUGACCUGCUCUUACUGGACGAGCCCAGCUCCGGGAUGGAUCCCUGCUCUAAGCGGUUCCUGUGGGAUGCGGUAAAGCAGGAGGCUCGGCGAGGCUGUGCGGUGGUGCUGACCUCACACAGCAUGGAGGAGUGCCAGGCUCUCUGCACGAGACUGGCCAUCAUGGUCAACGGCAGCUUCCGGUGCCUUGGCUCCCCUCAGCACGUUAAGAACAGGUUUGGUGAUGGUUAUACAGUCAAGAUCUGGCUCUGUAAGGAAAGCAGUCCACACAGUGCGGUUUCCGACUGCUUGAAACUCCAUUUUCCAGGGAUCCAGUUUAAGGGGCAGCGCCUUAACCUGUUGGAAUACCACGUGCCGAAGCAGUGGGAGUGCUUGGCCGACCUGUUCAGGGUUCUGGAAGGCAACAAGGCCUUGCUGAGUAUCCAGCACUACGCUAUCAACCAGACCACUUUGGAGCAGGUGUUUAUUAAUUUUGCUACUGAGCAACAGAGAACUUCACAAUCCACGCCAUCUCCGCCCACCGACUCUUCCCAGCCCGAGCACCUGCCUGUCUAAGCACGAAGGGAGACGUUUCCAAGAGGAGUAAUACCGUGUCUUUGGUUAACCGUUCAUCCUGGAGGACCACAGGGGCCCCGAUGGUCGGAUCCAUCCUCUCCUUCAUUUCUUCCUUGCAGCUGUCUGUUAAUGAGUAAGCAGCACCCUGAAAGAUUGUUUUCUGUGAUCUUUAGGCAGUUCCCCCUGUGUGGUCGGUCAAGCCAAGGAGGGGCUGGCUUCUUUGUGGCGGUGCCAUGAGGGAACCCAGGGUCCAAACGGAGACAUCUUGGAGCUGGGAAGGCUCUGCCAGGGACCGUCCAUCCCAAACAUUUCACUGGACCUUUAAGGGAACUGAGGCAGCCAAGGCUAGUAACUUAGGAAAUAGCAGCUCAGGCUGUUUUCCGUUGUUGCCCUCUUUUACGACAUAUACUUAUAUGUGUCCAAAUAAAAAGCCAAGGCUUUGAAUGCAAUUUUUUGGGGUAAUAUCAGAUGUCAUACGGUAGGACAUGUAAAAAUUGCCUUUUAUUUUCUAAAAAAAUUUUUUUAAC
This is a messenger RNA of Suricata suricatta (meerkat), 15323 nucleotides long. RefSeq names its product ATP binding cassette subfamily A member 13 (gene ABCA13). Bases 1 to 14796 code for a protein of 4931 amino acids. Lineage: Eukaryota; Metazoa; Chordata; Mammalia; Carnivora; Herpestidae. Gene Ontology annotation, molecular function: lipid carrier activity; ATP hydrolysis activity; ABC-type transporter activity. The record is from RefSeq and is a predicted model, not a curated record. Gene Ontology annotation, biological process: transmembrane transport; lipid transport. Gene Ontology annotation, cellular component: membrane; intracellular membrane-bounded organelle. The transcript is spliced from 62 exons.